Molecule: messenger RNA, 3630 nt
Organism: Ziziphus jujuba (common jujube)
Lineage: Eukaryota; Viridiplantae; Streptophyta; Magnoliopsida; Rosales; Rhamnaceae
Product: ubiquitin carboxyl-terminal hydrolase 2
Exons: 3
Coding region: 475-3357 (960 amino acids)
Biological process (GO): protein deubiquitination
Cellular component (GO): nucleus; cytosol
Molecular function (GO): cysteine-type endopeptidase activity; zinc ion binding; cysteine-type deubiquitinase activity
Source: RefSeq, a predicted model, not a curated record
CAGGAAUCAUCAUUUGGAAACCCAUCUUCUACAAAAUUUUUACUAUUUUGGAUUCAAACGCUUUGAUUGAAAUCAAAACCCAGUUCACCAAAAAAAUAAAAAAUAAAAAAUAAAAUCAAAAUCAAAACCCCAAUCUUUUUUAUUUUUUUAUUAUUCCUCUGUUUCUCUCUCACUUUCUUACCAGUUUACCGCACUGAGUUUUUUGGUACGUUUUUCUUUAACCUCUUCACUCUCUUUCAUUUCAAUGGAAGAGUAGUAGAAGCAAAAAGACUAGAGGGUGCGCCAAACCCAAAAGCCAAACCCACCCCCAUAAGCAAAUGCGGAUACCGAUAACUCUUUGUAUAUCAAGCUUUCUUCCUUAGAUCCUAAUCUUCAACCAACAAUCUUUCUCUUUCUUUCCAUGGAAGCCUAAUCCCUCUGGAAUCAACUUAUCCCUCCACACCUGCUCGUUUUCUUCCAUAAUUUCAGGAUCUAAUGGGGAAGAAAGUUAAGAAGAAGAGUCGAGCUCCUCAGAAGGAGAAACGUGUUACGAAUCAUACCUCUAAAAAAGUUCCCCAACCGAGCAACCCUAAUGUUGAACCAGCUGAUGAUGGAGUUUCAGUAGUAAAAGAGAAAAAACCUUGUCCACAUAUUGAAAAAGGUGUUGAUUAUAGUAAACUGUCUGCUAAAUUUGCACUUCCAGAACCAGUUAGGUGUGAAGAUUGUAGGGAAGGUGUGGUUGAUCGAAGAGCGGCUAAGGGAAAGGGUAAACAUGGGAAGAAAAAAGGGAGCGGUUCGGUGGACUCAAAAUCUGAGUUAAAAGCCAUUUGGGUUUGCUUGGAGUGCGGACAUUUUUCCUGUGGAGGGAUUGGACUUCCGACUAGCUCUCAAUGCCAUGCAGUUAGGCAUGUUAGGCAAACUCGUCACCCAUUAGUUAUCCAUUUCGAAAAGCCUCAGUUGCGAUGGUGCUUCCCAUGCAACACACUUGUUACAACUGAAAAAGUGGAAGAAAAUGGUGAAACUAAAGAUGUAUUUUCAGAUAUUGUGAAAUUGAUAAAAGGGCAUGUAUCACAGACACAGGAGUCGGCAGUGAAUGUUGAGGAUGUUUGGUUUGGAAGUGGCAGUGUUACAACAGAAAUUAAAUCAGUUAGCAACGUAACAAGUGAUUUGGAUGGAAACGCUGGUUAUAUGGUGAGAGGCCUGGUUAAUCUUGGGAAUACUUGUUUCUUCAAUUCAAUCAUGCAAAACCUUCUAGCCAUGGAUAGGUUGCGGGAUUACUUCCUGAAGUUGGAUUUAUCUGCUGGACCUCUGACUAUUGCCUUGAAGAAGCUCUUUGUUGAAACAAAACCAGAGGCAGGUGUGAAAAAUGUUGUAAAUCCUAGAUCAUUUUUUGGGUGUGUUUGUACCAAGGCUCCCCAAUUUAGGGGAUAUCAACAACAUGACAGUCAUGAAUUGCUUCGUUGCUUACUGGAUGGAUUGUCCACAGAGGAGUUGGGUUUCAGGAAACAAAUGAAUUCUUCAGAAGAAAAUGAGAAUUCUUCCAAGGGAGCAUCUAGUUUUGUGGAGGCCGUAUUUGGGGGCCAAGUAUCAAGUACUGUUCGUUGCACUGAAUGUGGCCAUUCCUCAACAGUGUACGAGCCAUUUUUAGAUUUAUCACUGCCAGUUCCAACUAAAAAGCCCCCAUCUAAAAAGGCACAGCCAACCUCUCGAGCAAAGAAAACUAAGCUGCCACCAAAGAAAAGUGGCAAGAAUAGACCUAAACUUUACAAAAGUGCAGAUUCCAUUUCAGCUCCUUCAACUAGCAAUGAAGUUUCUUGUGAGCCACAGUCUGGAUCCGGUGGCCCGUCUACUGUUGCUGAAGAAAAAGAAUCAGUGUUACAGAAUUUUUCAGCUGUCCAAGAAUCUGUUAGUGAACUAGUGUUUCAGGAUGCUGCAGAACAAGCACCUGCUUUGUUGGAUGAUUCUACAUGGAUGGAUUAUCUUGAUGCAGAAACUGUGACAGAUGGCAAUAACUUGACUUCACAAAACACUGAUAUUUCAAAUGUUCAGGAUUUGGAAAACAAGGAUGCAUUAAAAAGUGAGGUCCCAAUACAGUGUGGAUCUGAAUCAAGUACGCAGGUAUUCUCACUCAAUGAGGAGGUGGAUGUAAAACCUGAGACUUCUUCAGUUAAUUCUUGGGAGGAUGAUGUACCAUUACAGGUUCAAAGUUCUGAAGUUUUGUUGCUUCCAUACCUGGAAACUUCUAUGACAAUGGAGCCAGAAGAAGUCGAGGCUUCCUCAUCAAAUGUGGGGGGUGGACAAGAAGAUUUUGAGGGCUUUGGUGACUUAUUCAAUGAGCCUGAGGUUGCCGCUGGACCAGUUGCAGGGCCUUCUUUGGGUGAUGAGGUUGCAGAAACUGGUUUUAUGGCAGGAAAUAGCAGCGAGUCUGAUCCAGAUGAAGUUGAUGAUUCAGAUUCCCCAGUAUCUGUAGAAAGUUGUUUGACCCAUUUCACAAAGCCAGAGCUCCUCUCCAAUGACAAUGCUUGGCAUUGUGAAAACUGUUCCAAAACUCUUCAACAGCAAAAGUUGGAAGCAAUGAAGAAGCAGUUAAAGACUGCACCCAAAAGUUUGACUAAUGGAUGUGUGGCUAGAAUCCAAAGUGACAUGAUUUUAGAUAAGGACCUUUCCCCUGCAGAUGUCAGAAACCUUAGUAAUGGCAAUAUAAAAGAUGCUGCUGAAUUUAAAAAGCCUGAAAUUAUAUGCUCAAGUCAAAAUUCCAAAACUAUUGAGAAUGGUCAAACAGAUGAGAAUAAUCCUCUUGUUUCUCGAGGGGAAGAUGGAAUUCAAGAGCAAUCAAAUGCUUCAGAUUGCUAUAACACCAGUCAGGAAAGUUUUGGUGAUCAAGCAAUAGAUUCCUGUGUUGAUGAGUCUAGUAGUCCUGGAAACCAUGGAUCUGCUGAAAUUUUAAAUGAUGAGAUUAGCCCUAAAAUUGUGAAGGUGAAGAGGGAUGCAACUAAGAGGGUUUUUAUUAAUAAAGCUCCACCUAUUUUGACCAUUCACCUAAAGAGAUUCAGCCAAGAUGCUCGUGGUCGCUUAAGUAAAUUGAAUGGCCAUGUCAAAUUCAGAGAAGUAAUUGAUCUUAAACCUUAUAUGGAUGCCAGGUGCAUAGAUGAGGAGAAAUAUGAUUACCGCCUAGUUGGGGUUGUGGAGCACUUGGGGACCAUGAGAGGGGGCCACUAUGUUGCUUUUAUAAGAGGGGCCGAGAAGAGUGGAGGGAAUGCCGUGAAAGAAAAUGUUGGUUCUACAUGGUUUCAUGCUAGUGAUGCUUAUGUGCGUCAGACCUCCUUGGAGGAGGUUCUUCGCUGUGAGGCCUACAUCUUAUUCUAUGAAAAAAUUUGAUUCAGGAUCCACUUUACGCAAACAUGAUGCUGUUUCUUUGAUCCAGUUGGACUCAAGAAGCAUCCCUAGAGGAAGAGGGAGGGAGAGAGAGAGAGAGAGAGAGAGAGAGAGAGAGAGAGAGAGAGAGAGGCAGAGAGUCACAGAGAGAGAUUGUGAGGAGGGGAGGGGGAGAGAGAGAGAGAGAGAGAGAGAGAGAGAGAGAGAGAGAGAGUGUGUGAGGAGAACCAUAUCUGACUUCUGAAGGAGAUUGUGAGGAGGGGAAGCAGUGAACAG